AUGGUUGCCAGCGGCCCUGUCAUUGACACGGAGAAAAACUUGCACCUCAUGACUGUGCAAGGCCUAUGGAAAUUCUCAUCUUCUGGUGAAGUCCUUUGGCACUACGAACCUCCUGGCCGCUCUGAUAACCAGCCUUUCCUUCUCGGAGACACUCUGCUGGGGUCCAGCACGUCUGGUCAUGCUUUUGCCGUCGACCGCCGCUCCGGGGAAGAAAUUUGGUCCAAGCGCGUAGCUGAGAGAGCGGGAGGUGAUACAGCUCACCCAGCUGCUUUGGACAAUUUUUUUGUGUUCGCCUCGUCAAAAUGGGAAGGAUCCAAGGAGGCGCUUCCCGGUGGGAACACGAAGAUCUUUGGAAUGGCCGCUGCUACCGGUGAGCAGUUGUGGGAGUAUAAUAGCGACUUCGUUGUUUGGAAUCUCACGCCGCUUUUUCCGGAGGACGACACUGUAGUUUAUAUGUCUGGUGAGGGCCAUGUCUUUCGCUUGGGCCUACAAAAUGGAACACUUAUCUGGAAGACAGUGAUUGCAAACAUGUCGGGCACCUUUUCGGAUGGUGGCGCAGUGCUGGGCCCGAACAAGAUCAUUUACACCUGUAGCAACCCUGGGUAG
Molecule: messenger RNA, 606 nt
Organism: Symbiodinium pilosum
Lineage: Eukaryota; Dinophyceae; Suessiales; Symbiodiniaceae
Source: the annotation of a GenBank genome assembly